Molecule: messenger RNA, 783 nt
Organism: Brassica napus (rape)
Lineage: Eukaryota; Viridiplantae; Streptophyta; Magnoliopsida; Brassicales; Brassicaceae
Product: mitochondrial inner membrane protein OXA1-like
Exons: 4
Coding region: 200-652 (150 amino acids)
Biological process (GO): protein insertion into mitochondrial inner membrane from matrix; mitochondrial respiratory chain complex IV assembly
Cellular component (GO): mitochondrial inner membrane
Molecular function (GO): membrane insertase activity
Source: RefSeq, a predicted model, not a curated record
CGCUGAGCUGCCUUUUGAUUAUGUCUUCUCUGCUUCAUCAAGCCACCACCGGAGCUUCUCUGCUUCAUCAAGCCACCACUGGAGCUUCUCUGAUGCAACGGAUCCAAGUCCAGAACCUCCUGAAGCAAAAAUAAACUAAGAGAAAAUCUGUUGAGAGGCUUGUCCCAUCUUCAUCAGCUUUUUCUUGGCUAUCAGGAACAUGACUGAGAAAGUACCGUCAUUUAAAACCGGUGGAACUUUUUGGUUUACUGAUCUCACCACUGCAGAUACUACAUAUAUCUUGCCACUUCUCACCGCCAUCACUUUCAUAAUUACGGUGGAGUCGAACAUGCAGGAAGGUAUGGAAGGGAAUCCAGUAGAAGGGAAUCCAGUAGCUGGAACUAUGAAGAAAUUCUCAAGAAUCAUUGUCUUUCUCUCUAUUCCAAUUCUGAUGGGCAUUGAAAAGGAAGAAGUAGACAGUGUAAUAUCCGAUAUCCCGCGGGACGGCCCGCGAAGGCCUACAAAAAAUGCGGUACGGGAUUGGGCAGCUUUUUCAGAACCGCAUCCCGCGCAGGACAGGCCCGCCGUGUCCCGCCCGAAGAUAAACCUGAUAUCUUGCAUAUUUCCAUUGUUUUAUCCAUUCACCCAUGUGCAUUUUGAUCAUAUAGACUAGGAUUUAGCCAUGUUUAGGUUGCAUUUUGCAUACAUAAGUCUUUAUCAGGUAUUGGAGUACCACAUGUAGUUCUCGGAGACAUUUGGGUGUGUUUGGAGCUCGAAAGAGGUGUAAAGAUGAUCAUUGGACGA